Messenger RNA from Effrenium voratum, 5647 nucleotides. The record is from the annotation of a GenBank genome assembly. Lineage: Eukaryota; Dinophyceae; Suessiales; Symbiodiniaceae.
ACCCUGACGCAAGCCGACCCAGAAGCCGAUGAUUUGUCGCCCGGGCGUGGGAGCUUUUCCCAUGGCAUGAAGGUUGGGCAGGCGGCGAGCCUGCAGGGCCUGCAGAGCCACCAGGAUCUGAAUGGCCAGAGGGUGACGCUGCAGCGCUGGUCUGACGCCAAGCAGCGCUGGACUGUGACCCUGGACAACGGCGGGGAGGUGAAUGUGCGCCCGGAGAACCUUACGCAGGGGAAAGGCGAGACGCAGAGGCAGGAGGCAGCCGCCGCGCCGUGCUCGCCGUCGCCGAAAAGAAGAGGCGCGCGAGCGGGAGUUCGCGGGGGCGCCCCCAUCAUUGUGGAGGACACGACUCCGAAGAAAGUUGAGCCUGAGCCCUCGCUAAGUCCGAAGCGCUCACGAAUCCGCCAGAAAAGCAGCGAGCCACCUGAAAUGUCUCCGCAAGGAUCGCCCAGUCCGAAGCGCUCGCGCAUUACUGCGAAGGCGAGCGAGAAAACCGUGGAGCAGAUCUACCAGAAGAAGUCGCAGCUGGAGCACAUCUUGCUGCGCCCGGACAGCUACGUGGGCUCAGUGGAGCGCCAGCACCAAGAGCUCUGGAGCCUCGUUGAUUCUGAUCGACGCAUGGAGCGCCGGGCCCUGUCCUUCGUCCCUGCGCUGUACAAAAUUUUCGAUGAGAUCUUAGUGAAUGCGGCGGAUAACCUGAUCCGUGACCCUUCCAUGGACUCCAUUUCCGUGGACAUCAAUGUGGAGAAGUCACAGGUCUCCGUCUGGAACAACGGCAGGGGCCUGCCCAUUGAGAUGCACAAGGAGCAUCGCUGCUAUGUGCCGGAGCUGGUCUUUGGGCACCUGCUCACCAGCGACAACUACGACGAUGCCGAGAAGAAGGUGGUGGGCGGCCGGAACGGCUACGGCGCCAAGCUGACCAACAUCUACUCCAAGCUUUUUGUAGUGGAGACUGUGGACUCCGGCCAGAAGAAGCGAUACAGGCAGAUCUGGCGGGAGAACAUGCGGAAGCGCGAGGAGCCAACCAUCUCCCAGUACGAGAGCCAGGACUACACUUCCGUGACCUUCGAGCCGGACUUCCCGCGCUUCGGCAUGCGGAGCCUGGAGCCGGACAUCGUGGCGCUGAUGCGGCGCCGCACCUUCGAUGUGGCCGCCACCUCGCGGGGCUGCAAGGUCUUUCUAGAUGGUCGCCGCUUAGAAGUUCAGUCCUUUGAGGACUACGUGGGCCUCUUUGUAGGCGACGCUUGGCGCCACGUGGAGCGAAGCGGAGAGCGCUGGGAGGUGGCGGUGGCACUCACGGAUGGCAGCGGCUUUCAGCAGGUGAGCUUUGUCAACAGCAUCUGCACUAGCCGCGGCGGGACUCACGUGAACUAUGUCGCUGACCAGAUCGUGGGACGUGUAAUGGAGGAAGUCGGGCGGCAGAAGGCGGGGAAUCUCUCGGUGAAACCUGCCCAUGUCCGGAGCUACCUUUGGGUUUUCGUGAACUGCUUGAUCGAGAACCCGGCCUUCGAUUCCCAGACGAAGGAGACGCUCACCACCAAGAAGGAGCGCUUCGGCUCCACCUGCGAGCUCUCAGAGGAGCUUCUGCAGGCGGUGCUGGGCAGCGGCCUCGUGGAGUCACUACAGGAGUGGUCCAAGGCCAUGGGCCAAAGCGAGCUGGCACGGCAUCUGAACAAGAGCGAGAUGGGCUCGCAGAAGCGGCUGUUCGGCGUGCCGAAGCUGGAGGACGCCAACCAGGCGGGCACCAAGAACUCCCAGGAUUGCACGCUGAUCAUCACGGAGGGCGACUCCGCCAAAGCCUUGGCGGUGGCAGGGCUCAGCGUGGUGGGCCGGGAUCACUACGGGGUCUUCCCCUUGCGCGGCAAGCUGCGGAAUGUGCGUGAGCUUUCCGUAAAGCAGAUGAUGGACAACAAGGAGAUCGAAUCCCUCAUGAAGAUCAUGGCCCUGGAUGCCUCUAAGAAGUACCAAGACACCAAAGGCUUGCGCUAUGGCUCCUUGAUGAUCAUGACUGACCAGGAUUUCGACGGGUCCCACAUCAAGGGCCUGGUCAUCAACUUCAUCCAGCACUGGUUCCCCGGGCUCCUGCGCUGCGACGGCUUCCUGCGGGAGUUCGUGACGCCCAUCGUGAAGGUCGCCAAGGGCUCCGAAGUGCGCACCUUCUUCACCGUCUCGGAGUAUGAGUCCUGGAAGCGUAUCAAUGGCGAUGGCAAGGGGUGGACGGCCAAGUACUACAAGGGCCUGGGCACGAGUACCUCGGCGGAGGCGCGGGAGUACUUUUCCGACCUCCAGCAGCACGAGUUGACCUUUCUGCCCUCCGACCAGGACGGAGAGCUCAUUGACAUGGCCUUCAACGCCAAAAGGGCGGAUGCGCGGAAGGAGUGGAUCUCCAACUGCACCGGAGAAGUGGUGGACCACUCCCAGCCGGUCCUCACCUUGGACGAUUUCGUGAACAAGGAGCUGGUGCUUUGGGCCAAGUACGACGUGGAGCGCGCCAUCCCCAGCAUGGUGGACGGCCUGAAGCCAGGUCAACGCAAAGUGCUCUACAGCGCCUUUCUGAAGAAGUUGAACCAGGAGAUCAAGGUAGCCCAGUUUUCCGGCUUCGUGGCGGAGAAGAGCGCGUACCACCACGGGGAGACCUCUCUCCAGGGCACCAUCAUUGGCAUGGCCCAGAACUUUGUCGGCAGCAACAACUUGAACCUCCUGCAGCCCUUGGGGCAGUUCGGCACCCGGGGCGCUGGCGGCAAGGACCACGCGGCGCCGCGUUACAUCUUCACGCGGCUCACCGCCGCGGCGCGGAAGGUCUUCUGCGCGGAGGACGACCCGGUGCUGGAGCCGCAGACGGAGGAAGGGCAGCCCAUCGAGCCCAAGUGGUACUGCCCCGUGCUCCCCAUGAUCCUGGUGAAUGGGGCGGAGGGCAUUGGCGUCGGUUGGAGCACCUCCGUGCCCAACUACAGCCCCAGGGAGCUGAUCGCCAACGUGCGUCGCCUGUUGCGAGGGGAGGAGCUGCAACCGCUGACGCCCUGGUACCGGGGCUACAAGGGAGCCAUCUCGCAGCUUUCGGAGGGCCGCUACGAGAGCCUUGGGGUGGCCGUCCGUCGUGGCAUGUGCCGGGUGGAGAUCACAGAGCUGCCAAUUCGGCGCUGGACCCAAGACUACAAGGAAUGGCUGCUGGAGCAGAUGCAAUCCGAGAACUCCAAGCGGGGCCUGCUCUCCGAGUUUCGGGAGUACCACACGGAGAACUCGGUGCUCUUUAGCCUCAGCAUGCUCCCGGAGAAGUUUGCGCUGGCGGAGCAGCGGGGCAUCGAGAAGACGCUGCGCCUCAAGUCUUCGAUCGCGUGCACCAACAUGUACCUUUUCGAUGCCAAAGGCAAGCUCAAGAAGUACGAGUCCCCCGAGGAGAUCCUCCGGGACUUUGCAGAAGUGCGCUUAGGAAUGUAUGAGAAGCGAAAGGCGCAUCGCAUGGGGCAGCUCAUGGCCGAAGCCGCGGUGCUCAGCGAGAAGGCCCGGUUCAUCCGCCUGAUCCUGGACGGCCAGCUGCAGGUCGAAGACCGGGCCAACGCGCAGGUUUGUGCAGACAUGCGCCAGCUCGGCCUGAGGACCAAGCAGGAGCUGGAGGCGGGGGAGGAUGAGGAGAUGCCGCGGAAGCGGCGGAAGCUCAAGGAGGAACGGGUGGACCUUGCUGGCUCUGAGGGCUACGCAUACCUUCUGAAGCUCAAGCUCUGGAGCCUCACAGAAGAGAAGGUGGCGAAGCUCAUGCAGCAGCUGGAGCUGCAGCGGCGGCAGCUGGACGAGCUGAAGGCCACCACUCUGCAGCAGCUGUGGGAGCGGGACCUGGUGAAGUUGGAGGAGGCGCUGGAUGCCGUGGAAGCCGAGGAGCCGAAAGAGCAAAGAGAGGCGCAAAAGAUGUCGAGAAAGGCUGGGCGCUUUGAGGACGACAACUCGGUGAACCGCCAGUGUGUGCUGGUGCUCAGCGACAACUUCUCGCACAUCAAGCGCAUCCGCACCGACCGCUGGAAAGGCGUCCGCAAGGGCGGCCGUGGCAAGACCAUUGCCCGCAAGAAAGAGUCUGAGAAGGUGGAGGAGGAGGAGGAGCCGGCGGCCAUCAGCGCGGCCUUCGCCUGCCGAGAGUUUGACGCGCUGCUGGCCUUCACCUGCCAGGGCAACGUCUUCAUGAUGCAGGCACUGGAUGUCCCGCUGAUGCAGCAGAACAAGAACGUGGCGGUGCCUUUGGCUCAGCUGGCGCCGAGUUUGCCGAAGGGCGACUCGGUGGCUGCGGUCAUCUCGGUUCCCCAGGCGCUGAAGGACUGCGACUCGGAGUUCGUGGUGGUGGUGACUCGCCAGGGCUUGGCCAAGCGAAUUGCGCUGGGCAGCUUCAAGCUGCGGUCCGGAAAGCUCAGCGCCGCGUGCCCCCUGGAAGGGAAGGAUGAGCUGCGGUGGGUGCAUCGCUGCACGGAGCGGGACUUAUUGCUGGUGGCCAGUGCGAAGGGCCAUGCCCUGUGCUUCCCUGUGCAGAAUCUCCGGCCCACGACCCUCAAGGCGAAAUGCCAGCCGGCCAUGAAGCUGAAAUCGAGCGACCAAGUGGGGGGCGCUGCCAUCUGCCGAGUGGACGUGGACCUGGGGUUCUCAGAGAAGAAGAAGCCCCAUAGACUCUCUGGCUACGCCUUGUGGAUGCAAGAAACUGGCUGCACCUUCAGAGAAGCUGGCAGAUGGAAGAAAGAGCUGCCGGCGGAAGAGAGGGAGAAAUGGCAGCAGAAGGCGGCUCUGGGGCGGGAUACGGAGCGGCGGUCAGCCAACGACAAGGACGACGACUCGGAGGAGGCGCCGGAGGGGCCCAUCGAGGCGCCCCAAAAGCCGCCGCCGGAGCCGGCAAAGCCUGCCGCGGUCGCAGUGAUGGAGGGUGCGGGGGCGGAGGUCGCGGAAGAGGACGACAGCAGUGAGGAGCAAUCCCCACGCUCCCCGAAGGCCUUGGAUUCGACCACCGAAAAGUUCCUGGCCGGGCAGAGCCUCCUCCUGGUGACCCGGGCGGGCUUCGGCAAGCGGGUCCCGCUCAGCGAGGUGAAGCUGCGCGCGCGGAACCGCAUGGGCCCGCAGGCCAUCAAGCUGGUGGGGGAGGACUCGGUUACCGCCGUCGGGGUGCUGGGUAGCGACGAGCUGCCCAAGCUGCCUCGCAAACCGCCAAAGCCUGCGGACCUUUUCCUGGAGCAGCGGCUCGCGGCAACCGCCGGCGCUGAAAAUGGAGACGCUGAAGCCGGCCAGGUCCAGUUCGAGGACCUCAGCGAGUCCGAGCAGGCGCCCUUCGUGCGGCAGAGCCAGGCGGAGGAGCUCGCCUAUGAGGAGGCGGCGCAGGCGCUGAAGGAAGCCACCAGCGAGCUCCGGGAGAAGCUCGGAGAGGUGCUGCUCUGCACCUCCAGCGGUUCGGUGCUGCGGAUCCAGGCGACCCAAGUGCCGCUGCAGAAGCGGCGCCACAUGGGCAGAUGCCUCAUGAAAGUGGAAGCCUCGGAUUCCUUGACCUCCGCCUCGCUCUUGUCUGCCGUGGACGAGGAGAAGGACGAAUGCGCGGCACAUUCGGAAGAAUGUGAUGGGGAAGAUCAGGAUGCAGAUACCUGAUCGGGGGUGCGCGGCUUGCGGCCGAACAAAAUGUGCUGUGGGG